CCACACCCCUCACACCAUCUGACCUACACCCUACACAACCACACGCCAUGGCAAUGCACACAAACAUCGAACACGCUAUCGCCACCGUGAAGGAGCGCGGGCACGAGCUUACCGUGCCGAACGUGCUCGCCGCCUACAUAAACUGUAUCGCCCCACACAUUGCGCCCGAGGACGCGGCCGACGAGAACUCGCUCGCGCAGGCUGCAAUAGUCUCGUUCGAGCGCGCCAUGGACAAGUACCCCGCACCGUCGCCGCCGCUGCCCGCCGCUGCCAGCACCCGCGCAUUGGCGAAGGCCAGGCCUGCAGCUCCUGCGGAAGUGGCGCAGGACGCAGUUGGGAAGCGCAUGUUCUGCACGGAGAUCGCGAAGCUCAGGGACGAGUACCUGCGUGCGCUGCUGCGUGUCUCGGAGUACGACACCGGCGCGCAGGGCUGCACAUGUCUUUCGUGCGGGUGCCUGCUCAAGGUACGCAGUGACCAGGUGCGCAAGCUGGACUCGGGGGACGAGGACGGAGUGGACCUUGUACAGCCGGUGCGGAAACGCCGUACUCGGAAAGCGAACAUCAAGAAGGGCCGGGCUGCGAAGAAAGCGCCGUUCGACCCGUAUGCGCCGUCGACGAGCAGGGUGGCUAUCUAACUCUGUCUCUUUUCUCCCAUGCCUCCUUCCUGCCGCUUCUCACUUUCACUGUCCCGCAUAUGCAUGCGCGUCCCAUGUAUCCAUGUUCUCUGAUCCCUCUCCGCUGUAUUCCAUGGACACCCUCUCCAGAUGUAUCGAUACCUCCCCGUCCGUCAAUAUCACGUAUUUCCAUC
Trametes versicolor FP-101664 SS1 is the source of this 808-nucleotide messenger RNA. RefSeq lists its product as uncharacterized. The transcript has 2 exons. Bases 48 to 635 code for a protein of 195 amino acids. Lineage: Eukaryota; Fungi; Basidiomycota; Agaricomycetes; Polyporales; Polyporaceae. The record is from RefSeq and is a predicted model, not a curated record.